Messenger RNA from Monascus purpureus, 543 nucleotides. NCBI's taxonomy places the organism in Eukaryota, Fungi, Ascomycota, Eurotiomycetes, Eurotiales, Aspergillaceae. The record is from the annotation of a GenBank genome assembly.
AUGCACACCAUUCUCAAUAACGAAUGGGACCAAACCGACAUAACGCAACUCACUCUCCGCAAAAUAAAAUUCGAGCAGGAUGCCCCCCAGAGAACAGUAGCCUGGCUCCUCGGCCAAGCCUGGAAACACCUCCCACCAACACCCGACAGCGCCGAUGUCGAGAAUGACUUUAUGAGGAAAUACUCCUCCGACAUGACGAUGGAAGAAUGGGAGGAGAGAAUGGAUAUUCCCGUAAACCCGGACACGGAGACCAUCCACACUCCCUGGCGCGAUAAGAUAUAUUACCUCUGGAACCAUCUCUUCUACGACGUGUCGAAUUUCCUGAAUCGGAUGUAUGAUAAUGCUGGGCAUUUGCACCCGCCGGCUUCGGAUGUUUUUGGGUUGCCCUUCCCGCGGAUGCAUAGUACGGAUGAGGAGAGGGAUAACAUUCGGGUGCUUACGAAGACGUUUGAUACGGAGGUAUUGUUGAUUCCGACAUAUUUGGCGCCCGGGGUGGCUGUACGGGUUGAGACGUUCUCGCCCGGGGAAGAAGGGGGGUGGUGA